CAACCUCUGUUUCUUCCAUGAAUUCUCCAGUUACAUUAUUGUCUUUCAACAUUAAUGAUAUAGGUGAUCAGUUUGACCAAGCUCUUGAAAGAUUGCCAAAAGAUGAACAUGAACAAGUGUUACGAUACAAAUUUGAAAGUGAUCGUCGACAUGCAUUAGUAGGUCGGCUCUUACGACGAUAUUAUUAUUCAAGAAAACUCAAUAUACCAUGGGACAGUCUCAAGUUUUAUCUCCAAAAACAUGGGAAACCAGCAUUGAUACAUCCUCAAGGAAAAUGGACAGAUUUUAAUAUUUCUCAUGAUGGAGAUUGGGUGAUUUUUGGAGCUACAGAAGAACAAGAUAUGUGUAUUGGUGUAGAUGUUGUAUGGAUGAAUCAAACUACUUUUGGAUCUAUCAAUGAUUUUAUCUUUAGUUUCAGUGAUCAGUUAAUGAUAGAAGAACAAGACCUUUUACGACAAAUUGAAAAUGAACAAGAUCGUUUAUUGACAUUUUACCAGAUCUGGGGAGUAAAAGAAAGUUAUAUUAAAGCGAUCGGCAAAGGACUAGGGUUAGAUUUGAAUGAUUUUUGUAUCCAACAGGUUACCUCACGUGUGGAUGUAGGGGGAACUCAAAAAAGAAGAACAACAUUGGAACUCAAGACAAAAGAAAAGAAAAAUCAUUGGUGCAUUUAUUUAGGAUAUUUAGAUUCUCAGUCCAUCAGUACGAUUUGUUAUGGAUCUUCAAAUGCAAAGUCCCCAUUGGACAAUCAUCUCGUGGCACUCGGACAUACAACAUUGGAAUUGGGUGAAAAGUUUGACGAAAAACAUCCAAAAAAUAUAUUUACAAGAAUGGAUUUAUGUAGUUUAUUAUCCUCCUUAGUUUAGUUUUAUGUAUUAAUAAAAAAAAAAUAAAUGAUUUAUACCCAUUA
This is a messenger RNA of Halteromyces radiatus, 907 nucleotides long. RefSeq lists its product as uncharacterized. Gene Ontology annotation, cellular component: cytosol. Gene Ontology annotation, molecular function: magnesium ion binding; holo-[acyl-carrier-protein] synthase activity. NCBI's taxonomy places the organism in Eukaryota, Fungi, Mucoromycota, Mucoromycetes, Mucorales, Cunninghamellaceae. The record is from RefSeq and is a predicted model, not a curated record. The coding region runs from base 18 to 863 and encodes 281 amino acids. The transcript is spliced from 4 exons.